Messenger RNA from Adelges cooleyi (spruce gall adelgid), 2593 nucleotides. Its product is annotated as D-2-hydroxyglutarate dehydrogenase, mitochondrial-like. Lineage: Eukaryota; Metazoa; Arthropoda; Insecta; Hemiptera; Adelgidae. Gene Ontology annotation, cellular component: mitochondrion. The record is from RefSeq and is a predicted model, not a curated record. Gene Ontology annotation, molecular function: FAD binding; catalytic activity. Bases 670 to 2175 code for a protein of 501 amino acids. The transcript is spliced from 11 exons.
CAUGCCAACCCCGAAACACCAAAAUAUAAAAUCACAUUCUAUCAGAAUAAAAGUAACUAAAAUAUAACUAACGUUUAUCAGCGUUAACUGUUAUCUCUAGAACCAAACGGCAAUAAUUCAAAUGAUAAAAAACAACCAUGUUAAAAUAAUAUAUUAAAUUUUCUUAAAUAGUACAAAUUUGUACGACACAUUUAUAAUUACAAAAAACCAGCUAGUUCAUAUUAUGACGACAACGAUAAUAAUUGUAUGAUGUCGUCUGAAGUCAUAAAAAGCUUAUCGGUAUGCUUAUUCAUUAGAACAGUUUGAUUGCUGAAACCAUCUCUAGUCUGAUUAAAUGUGGUAACAGUUUUAAGAUGAGUCAAAGAUGAUGGUUGAAUAGUCUCCAUUGACACUAACUGGAAGAAAUAAUUGUUUUAUCAUUUGUCUAAAUAGACUAGAUUUGACUUGAGUUUUGGGAUUAUUUGCUAGACAAAUGAGUAACGAACAUUGGACUGAUGAGUCGUGGGUUCAAGAAAUCCUAAAAGAAAUCAGAUUAGAGAAAUGAAAAGCUACGUUCAUUACUUAUGAAAGUAUAAAUUUGUUAUGUGCACGAUUUUUUAAGCAGUUUUUAUUUUAUCUAUAAUUAGCAUUUAUUUUUAUUUAAAGAAGCUGUGUUAAUAAGAUUUCAAAAUGCAAACUGCCUUUCGUUCUUUCAAUUUGGUUCGAAAUUUGUCUACCAAACCAUCACUAUUUAACUCUACUCAAUUGACUAAAGAUAAAUAUCCGUACCUAAGAAGAGGUCCCUAUGCUAAAAUUGAAACUACCGAUAUACAUUUUUUUCAAAAUAUAUUGGGAGUCAAUUAUGUAAUUACCGAUCAAACAGAACUGGUACCUUAUAAUGUAGAUUGGUUAAAAUCUGUCUCAGGUUAUAGUAAGUGUGUGCUUAAGCCAAAAACAACUGAACAAGUAUCACAAAUUCUUUCGUAUUGUCAUAAACGAGAUAUUGCUAUUUGCAUUCAAGGCGGCAAUACUGGCCUUGUUGGCGGUAGUGUUCCAGUAUUUGAUGAAAUUAUAUUAUCUACUUCCGCAAUGAAUGACAUUAUAAGCUUUGAUAAACUAUCUGGGAUUUUAGUUUGUCAAGCUGGAUGUGUUUUAGAAAAUUUAAUGAAUUAUGUACAAAAUGAAGGAUUUAUAAUGCCAUUUGAUUUGGGUGCCAAAGGAAGUUGUCAGAUUGGCGGCAAUGUAGCAACUAAUGCCGGAGGACUUAGAUUAAUUAAAUAUGGAAGUUUGCAAGGCAGUGUAUCUGGAUUGCAAGUAGUGUUAGCUGAUGGUCAAAUUUUGGACAGUUUAAGUACUUUAAAAAAAGAUAAUACUGGAUACCAUUUAAAACAUAUAUUUAUUGGAUCUGAAGGAACCUUAGGCGUGAUUACAAAAGUCGCUAUUCAAUGUCCAAAUGCUCCUAAAUAUGUAAACGUUGCCUUUAUUGGUUUAAGUUCAUUUCAUAAAGUAUUACAUUUAUUUGAAAAUAUACGAAGUAAAUUUUCUAAUAGUCUUUCGUCGUUUGAACUUAUGGAUUCUGUAGCCAUAAAAUGUGUGUGUGAAAAUAUAGGCUUAAAGUGUCCUAUUGACGAUGGACUUGAAUUUUAUGUACUUUUAGAACUAUCAACUGAUCAUAGUUUUAUGACCAAGUCUUUACAAGAUUUCUUGGAAGAAUCUUUUAUGCAAAAAAUAAUUGAAGAUGCUACUUCAGCAGAUCAACCUUCUCAAAUUGAAAGUCUAUGGAAAAUACGAGAAAGUAUACCUGAAAGUUUACUAAGGUUUGGCUAUGUGUAUAAAUAUGAUAUAACUCUGCCACAUAAAUAUUUUUAUCAGAUUUUACCAGACAUAAAGGAACGUUUAAAUAAUAAAUUUAAUGUUAAAGCCAUUUCAGGUUAUGGUCAUUUAGGUGAUGGGAAUUUGCAUUUAAAUGUUGCUACUACUGCACACAAUGAAGAUGUCGUUUCUGAAUUAGAACCUUAUGUAUAUGAAUGGACUAGUCAGUAUAAAGGAAGUAUAAGUGCUGAACAUGGAAUUGGUUUUUUAAAAAGAAAAUACUUAAAAUAUUCGAAAUCCCAAUUAGAAAUUGAUAUAAUGAAAAAAUUAAAAAAUACAUUUGAUAAUAGACAAAUAUUGAACCCUUACAAAAUAUUUCCAUAAUUUAAAAUUCAAAUGUAUUUAUUAUAUGUUGAAAAUUUUAAAGAUGGGAGUAGUCAAUUACUAUUUUAUUUUAUAUUAAUUGUUUUUAUUAAUUUAUUAAGUUUUUGUUAUACUCGUUUAAACUAUAUUGUAUAUUGUUAUUGACAACAAAGCAAUUUCACAUGCCUGUUGGAACUUGUUAAAAUAACUAAUAUCGAAAAAACCAACGGUUUUCACUUUUCAUAAGAAAAUACCUAUUAGCUACACAUAAAAUUUAAAAGGUUUUUUUAUGUAUAAAAUAAUUUUAUGUAAAAAAAAAUAUAUAAUUUUAUUGCUUGUGGAAGUAAAAAAACUACAGAAUUAAAUGGUUAGCACACUAUGCAAAUAUAAACAACUGUACAUUUUCUUAGGGCACACGACAUUUACCAACCACUAUAGU